GUGUAAAUUAUAAAUGAAAACGUGCUUUUAUAUCAGUGUGACAGAUUCACAAUACCGAUAGUGUCUCAAACCGUCCCGCGCAUUCAUCUGCCUAAAGGUAUCUUCACGCACGACUGGAUAGGCCUUUUAGAUACGCUUGUCCAAGGCCCAAGACAAAGUUGCCUGAAAGCUGUGUAGCAAUAAUUCCUGCUCCUGACCCAUAGGAUGGUAAUCACAUACACGAUUGGCUUAAUCAAGAAUCAUGGAUACCUUUCAUGUGAGUACUCACACACCAGAUUUUUUUUACAUACCUCAGAAGGAAGAUACCUCAAUAUCUGGAAGCACUGUCUCAUGUACAAUUGUUAAUGCUAUCUCUGAAAUGUCUAACAAAAUGUUGACUUGAUAAUUUCAUCAAGAACUCAUCACAAGUUGGAACUAGUGGUCAACAUUGGGACAAUACAGCCCAAAAUAACAGUGCUGAAUAUUUUCAUGGAGGUAAGCACUACACUUCUGAUGGGUUUAAAGAUUGUAUUACAUUAUCUAAAAGUGAGAAAGUAAACCCCAGCUAUUGUUAUUCUUUUCACAGGAAAGGACAAUCCCCAUUAUGCCAUGAAUGUUUCAUUGCUGAACAACCAUAGAUAUUUUUUCUCUAAUUUGGCUCCCGUUCCUCCCAACAGUGAGCAAGACCUGCCAGCAGAGCUCACUGGAGCAGGGAGACAUCCCGUCAUCCUUUUGGCACCUGACAAAAUCAUCACACCAGCCGAAGUUGCUGUGCAGAGGAAGGGGAUACUCUCAGCCGCCAGCAUCUAUGCACAGAGGGAGAAGCUCCUCCGAUCAUCAGGCCUCAUCCCGUCACAGAGGAAGGGUAUCCUACAAACAGCCAGUGUCCCUGCACAGAGGGAGGGGAUUCUCUCAGCCGCCAGCAUCAAUGCACAGAGGGAGGAGAUCCUACGAUCAUCAGGCCUCAUCCCUGCACGGAGGGAGGGGAUCCUCCAAACAGCCAUUGUCACUGCGCAGAGGGAGGAAAUUGUCCCAAUGGCCAACGUCCCUGUGCACAGGGAGGGGAUUGUCCCAAGGGCUAGUGUCCCUGCUGAGAGGGAGGAGAUUCGCCGAGCAUCAGGCCUCAUCCCUGCACAGAGGAAGGGGAUCAUCCAAACAGCCAGUGUCCCUGCACCGAGGGAGGGAAUUCUCCGAGCAGCUAGCAUCACUGCACAGAGGGAGGAGAUCCUCAGAGCAUCAGGCCUCAUCCCUGCACGGAGGAAGGGGAUCCUCCAAACAGCCAGUGUCACUGCGCAGAGGGAGGAGAUCCUCAGAGCAUCAGGCCUCAUCCCUGUACAUAGGCAGGGGAUCCUCCGAGCACCAGUCCUCAUCCCUACAAAGAGGGAGGGGAUUCUUCCAGCAGCUUCUAUCACUGCGCAGAAGAAUAAGAUGCUCAGAGCAUCACAACUCACCCCUGCACAAAGGGAGUUGAUCCUCCUGAUGACCAGUGUCACUGCGCAGAGAAAGGGAAUCUUCCCAAAGGCCAGCGUCCCUGCGCACAGGGAGUGGAUCGUCCCAAAGGCUAGUGUCCCUGCAGAGAGGGAGGAGAUCCUCCUCACAGCCAGUGUCCCUGUGAAGAAUGAAAACAAUCAUCCACAACCACCUCCCAUCAUCCCCAUGGUGGCACCACUGUGGAAAUGGGAUGGUGGAGCGUGUAUUCCACCUGUGGAUUUCUAUUCCAAGAGAAGAGAUGUCCGACUUAGAUAUGUUGAGCAUCCUGCUAUGAUGUCCAUCACCAAGCCGGAACACUCCGAUGCCAACCCUCAGUUCCAGACUGGCACCCGGCCGGUGGCUGAGCCCCAGACCCCUGCUGUUCACAAUAACAGUGGAGGCUGGCUCAGCUGGGUCUUUGGGAGUGGAAGAGCUAAUAAGAAGGAGGUUCAUCUACCUGAGGACAAAGACAGAUCUAUUGUCUGGGAUCCAACUCUGCACAGAUGGGUUAACAAAACUGAGCCCAAGGCUGAGAACAAGUGUGUACCACCACCUCCACCGAUGGGGACAUAUGGAUAUCAGGGGAACACUGGCAGUGUCCCCAAAGGAGUGAAUCCUUACUCUAUGAAAGCAGCAGGUCUAUGGGGCAGCAGAUACCCUACAAUGCAUUUCAAUGAUGGGACAAACUCAAAGCCUCCAAGCCAUGGGCCUGGACUGCUUACUAGACAGCUCUCUGGCUUGCUCCCUCCUUCACACUUUGACCUCAUGGCACCAAUGGUUGUGCCACAUGACAGUCUACCUUACUGAGGCCAAUUAACCAGAGUGGAUUUGCCAAACAUACAUUUUUUCAGUGUUAAAAAACUUCAGCAUGAAAAAAUAUUAAAAGAUGAUUUUUUAAUUAAAUCUCUCCUUUGUGUCCUCAUGUAAUUUGAUGUGUUCUAUCAUCGUUUACAAUGCUUAUUGCUUCUGCAUUGCUUUACG
Molecule: messenger RNA, 2430 nt
Organism: Oncorhynchus mykiss (rainbow trout)
Lineage: Eukaryota; Metazoa; Chordata; Actinopteri; Salmoniformes; Salmonidae
Source: RefSeq, a predicted model, not a curated record